Messenger RNA from Striga hermonthica, 774 nucleotides. NCBI's taxonomy places the organism in Eukaryota, Viridiplantae, Streptophyta, Magnoliopsida, Lamiales, Orobanchaceae. The record is from the annotation of a GenBank genome assembly.
AUGCCGGAAGAACAACCGACGGGCGUGAAGAAGAGGACGGCGGACUCGCUGGGAUGGCUAACGGAAUCCUCCAUCAUGCCGCGCAAGCAACGCGCCAUAGAAGGAGUCGGAGCUUCCUCUAUCCUGGAGCUCAAAGCUCAGCUCUACUGGUCCCAAGAGGAGUCCAAGCGCAACCCCAAGGAGCACGUAAACGCCGCCGAUCACAGCUACGCUCAUCAUCUGGAGGUGCACCGCGCCAAGAAGAAUAUCGCCGCACAAGAUUCCUUCACCGCCAAGAACUCCGGCGUCGAUUCCCGUGCUGCCAAGGACAAGCUUGAGCUAAAAGCUGUCCAGGAUGGAUCAGCAAGCUAUGCAGCAUUGGAGAGGAAAGCAGAAUUAUAUAAUAAACUGGUGAGAGGAGAAUUGUCCGAUGAAGAAGAUCAGGAGAAGUACUGUGUUGACUUUUUCCGUAAGGGUCUAGAGCAGGAUGUGUCCCAUAUGCCUCAACAAUCUGAUACCUCUGCACCACAAUCAGAAGACACAGAUUGUGGUGAUAUGUUCAUAAAUAGUACAAAAGCUGCAGGGCUUGGACGAGCUUCAGCUACAGUCGACAGAAGUCAACAUAAGCAUUUUGUAAUGGAGGUUCAUGAAGAAGCAAAUCAGGCAAGAGAAAAAGUCUCCGAGCUCAAAAUGCGCAGACAAGAGCAAGCUGCUGCUCGAAGAGAAAAACUGAAACAGGCCUACCUACGAAAGCAACUUGAGAAGUUGAAGGCAUCUAAAGCUGAGCAGGCCUGA